CCGCUUGCCCCUCCGUCUGCCCUCGCUGCCUCUUAUCACUGGCAAGGUGUCAGCCCAGUCCAACCAAGCUAACGACAACCGAUUCGAGGGUGGGGGAGCCACAGUGGGCAUUGUUCCUGAACGACACAAACAGCCAUCCCAACGUCAUCCUUUCCCUUUGGCGGCAAUGGGCCCGUGUCCACGUCGGAGAAAAUAGUUGCUGGGUUAAACUCAGUAGGCUUUCAAUAGGCGACAAGAAGAAGGUGAAAACACACCAUAGUGGCAAGGUUCGUGGAAGGAUUUCAAUCUCUCAUGGCCGGCUAGUGCCAGCUACUCAAUGUACAACUGAGUUCGGACCUGUCGUGCAACUCAGGUGAGUUGUGUUGAAAAUCCUCCCUCCUCGUUUGUCGCUUCCUCGGGGAGGUGGCUCGCUAGCUCGGCCAGUGGUCGAAUCCCCGACAAUCGUUGAGAUCGGCAAAACAGACGUGGACAAAUCCACAGAGGUGGUUUCGACUGCCACAGAGGUCUCGCAUCAGUUGUUACUAUUCUUCAUCCUCACCGAUCCUACGGUUUACGUUGCGCCGUCGCUAUCAUGCCCUGAAGAGUGAAUGUCAUCAUGGUCCAGCACGUUUAUCUGCCCAAUGGGCAGAUAUACAUAGUCACCCCGGUCUUCGGUGGCUUCACAUUCAAAUCGACCAACCUCGAUUUGCAUCACUCUGCAAUGCCUCCAGGAUGGACGGUGAUCCUUCAGACAGAAGACGAGGUGGAAGACGAAGAGCGCAGAGGCAGCAGAGUGACAGUCAUUGCAGGCGGGAAUACAGAAGAAGCAGGGCACAAACAUACUAUUGCGCAUCGAUUUACCAAGCCCACCAUUCAAAGCGACUCCCUCUUCAUCUCCUCCAUUUCCAUGCCCUCGAGUUCGGACUUCAAAAACACCGCCUCGCCGACCCGACAUAUUGCAAUGAUGCUCUGGGCCACUUUGUGCUGGUAUUUUCACAAGGAGCCUCCGAAUCCCCACGCCCUGACCGAGGCAUCUGCAUUAACCCCAGAGGCAGGGCGACCGAAGCUUGAUUGGCGCAUCAAGAUCAAAAGAGAGGGUAUUUUCAAAGGGAAGAACACAUUACAGAAACUUGAGCGGAUGGGUUUAAUAGCUAGCGAGGACUCUUGCGUCGGGACUGAUACAAAUACUCGAUUACCCAGCGGUUGGGCGGAGACCUUUGUGAGCAGGAAAUCAUUCUGGCAAAUUGAUGCAAGAAUCUUCCUCUACACAAUGGCGCCUCAAUCGCAUUCGCCCUUCCCCCAAGCUUCGCCCUAUCCUUCUCGUCCGUCUUCUCCCGACCGGACGGUUCCUGAACGUGGCUCACCUCGACCUGCCGACUAUGUGACCAAUGCGGCAAUAUCGGACACCUUCAGUUCAGGAUUCUGGUCGCCUGGAGGGCCCUUCAACUCUGGGAGUCAUCUGCCGACGUUCUACCCUCCUCCGCCAACUCAGUUCACCUUUACCAACCACAUUCGCCAUCCGAUACGCCCCAAGCCACCUCGGCAGGGAGAGUCAUUCUACACCCGCUAUAUUCCAAGUCUGGGUCAGUGGCUUUCAUUCCGGAUUCCAACAAUGUCUCCCAAGCCAUGUCCUCCGCCUCACUUUGUGCCCGCGUCAUCUUCGAUGCCCGCAGUGCUGCCGAGCCACACCGCGGCCAUAUCCAUUGCGACAUUGCCCACAAUGGACAACUUCUUGGACCGGCCGUCUGACCUGGACUUGCUCCACAAGUGGAUGAAUAACCCCCGGGUCAAUUCGGCGUGGGGUGCUGCCGGUCCGCUGAACACGCAACACAAGUUCUUGAUUGAUGGCCUCCAAAGCCGACACUCGUUCCCUGUUUAUGGAUGCUGGGACGGCAAACCCUUUGGCUACUUUGAAAUAUAUUGGGUGAAGGAGGACAGGUUGGGCCGACUACUCGGUGGAGAAGUUGGUAAUUACACGCGCGGAUUGCAUGUGCUAAUUGGAGAGGACGAAUUCCGAGGCCCGCAUCGAGUCAAGGUCUGGUUGUCUGCGCUGGUGCACUAUUGUUUCCUCGCGGAUUCCCGAACCGAGACGGUGAUGUUGGAGCCGAGGAUCGACAACACAAAGUUCAUCGACUACCUGAAAGACGCGGGGUUUUACAAGCAAGGCGAGGUUACCUUCCCGCAUAAACAGUCGGCCGUCAUGAAAAUCGACCGGGAAUCCUGGGAAGCGCCCGAGCUCUAGGAGAGCAUUAGGUGCCGCAACCUACCUGCCCGCGUCGAGGAAAAGAUGUAUGGUGGGAAUGGAUCUGAUAUCCGUACUCGGAGGAUCCGCUGUUUGAGAGCUACGAUCAGCGCACACUUUGGCAUUACUUGUAGUCAAUUUGACACGGUAUUGGUGUUUCAGAAGCCAUCGACGAUGAAUCCGGUUACGGAACAUCCAGCAACGCCACAAAGCAGCCCAAAACAGUGCAAGCAAUUGUAUAUAGAACCCCAGAAGGCACCCGAAUGUUCGGGCGGUUACCGCCUUGUCUCAUGAUAGCGGCAAGGCUGUGUACACGUGAUCAGCCUUACAACUCCGCAAAAGGCGGCGAGGCUGUCCAAGAAAUAAACCAUUCG
Messenger RNA from Cladophialophora immunda, 2595 nucleotides. RefSeq lists its product as uncharacterized. The transcript has 3 exons. Gene Ontology annotation, biological process: siderophore biosynthetic process. The coding region runs from base 596 to 2221 and encodes 541 amino acids. The record is from RefSeq and is a predicted model, not a curated record. NCBI's taxonomy places the organism in Eukaryota, Fungi, Ascomycota, Eurotiomycetes, Chaetothyriales, Herpotrichiellaceae.